Messenger RNA from Pleurotus ostreatus (oyster mushroom), 2574 nucleotides. RefSeq lists its product as uncharacterized. Lineage: Eukaryota; Fungi; Basidiomycota; Agaricomycetes; Agaricales; Pleurotaceae. Gene Ontology annotation, molecular function: structural constituent of nuclear pore. The record is from RefSeq and is a predicted model, not a curated record. Gene Ontology annotation, cellular component: nuclear pore. Gene Ontology annotation, biological process: protein import into nucleus; poly(A)+ mRNA export from nucleus. The transcript has 12 exons. Bases 1 to 2574 code for a protein of 857 amino acids.
AUGGCGACCGACCUUGCGUCCUUGCUGACGUCCUCAAAGGCCCUGACAGCCCAUUUGUCGAAGCCAGAUCUGCCUUCCGUGCAGCUUUCGCUCGACCAGGUCGAGGCACAGUCGCGCAGACUCGUUUCGCGCUACUCGACCGCUGCAAAUGACACCGACCGCGCGAACUAUCUACUUGCACAGGCGCAAGUCGAUGCGUCGGCGCUGUCGAAUUCGAUCGCGCAUUUGAACACAUCUACAACCUUUACACCUUUGCAGGCGCUGCAGGACACUGAUGUCGCAGGUUAUCUUCGUCACGCACACGAGCAAAAUCUUAUAUCGACGAUUGAGGAAGGGCGUAAGCAGACGCAGGCAGACUUUUACCGGCUGCUUGAGGACAGGAGCCAGAGGGACUGGGAGGCGAAGAAGCGGCGUGUAUUUGAGGAGCUGGGGGGCGUGGCGCGGAGCGGGGACUUGAAGAAGAGUGUACUUGGAAAGUCGGUCAGCGCGACGACCCCCAGUCUCUCGCUACAGAUGCAGAGCAAAAUGAUGGCAUACGAUCGUGUCAUCACGGAAUUGAACGCUGCGAGACUGCGGGGCACCUCUUUCCCCAUCAUACAUUCCCUCAUCAACGCUUCGUUGUCGGUAUCAUCCCAGUCAAAAUCAAUGCAAAUGACACAAAAUUUCCAUGUACUUGCCAAAAUCACCGCUGAACCGCCUGCUCUCCCGCCGAUCGAACACGCAGGAGCGCACAUCCUCAACCAGUCGCUCUUCGAACGGAAGUAUGCGAGGACGUACCUCGGAAAUCCAGAAUCGCGCGAGGCGUCUGCUCUAAGGAAGCAAAUAGCGAAGGGAGCACGAGAGGCGCUGGAAGAGCAGUAUUGGGAUAUCAUCGAGCGCACAAUCCAAGCGCGGCCUAUGGAGGCGAAGUUGGGCGGAGACCCCAGCAUUGCGAACAAAGUCCGCGCAUUUCUGUUAGUGUUGUAUUACAAAAAUGGCGAAUGGGAAGACAGAAUCGAGCUUGUUGCUGGCCAACCGCUCUGGGCUCGCCUGUUCUACCUUGUACGAACCGGACACACCCAAGAAGCCUUGGACCAAGCUACUCAAUACCAGCAAGCGAUUGAUCACCGUGAAGCCAGCUUCGUGAAUCAAUUCAGAACGUGGAUAGAGUCACCCGAUAGACGAUUACCCAAACCACACCGCGACCACCUACAAUCUGUGUAUAACGCACACAUGCUACACUCUUCAUCUGCGGAUCCUUUCAAACUCGCGCUAUACAAGUUGAUGGGGCGGCUCGAGCCUUCGAGGCGGAAUGUUCCGCAAGUAACGACUACGACGGAGGAUUGGCUGUGGUUCCAGCUGUCAAUGGUGGACGAGGAAGAACACGGCGGCCUCAGAGGACUAGCUGAGGUUCUGCUUGGCUACGGGGAACAUCAUUUCGAGCCUCUCAGUCAGCAGGGAUCAAGGAGAGGAGUGUGGGCCGGUGUCCUUCUGAUGUGUGGACAGUUCGAACGGGCUGUCGCUGCGUUGUGGAGUCAUCAGGAGUCGGAGGUCGAAGCCGUCCAUUUGGCUAUCGCACUAGCAUACCAUGGCCUUCUACGCGUGCCCUCCCGAGCUGAGACCUCCGAUAUGACACCUCUCUCCCUUUCUCCCGUCUCACCGCCAGCACUCAGCCUCUCGAUGAUCAUCUGGCGAUAUGUUCGCCAAUUUGUCAAGAUGGAUGCCAAAGAGGCUCUGCAGUAUGUUUAUUGCGUGUGCUUAGCAGCCGACCAGGGUGAUGGUAUUGGAAAGGAGCACGUAGAGAGUGCUUGGGAGUUGGUACGGAGAAUAAUAGUAUUGGGCAACAGUGGUCCUGGGUGGGAGGAACUCGUAGGUGGCUUCCGUGCUGAUGGAUCACGAUUCAAUGGCAUUAUCGAGCAAGGAGCAGCAUUGCUGCAACUGUCUAACACGAAACAGUUCAACGACCAGCUUCUCGUUCGUGCUGCUAAAGAACUCGAAGACAACGACCGCAUCUCCGAUGCCAUCAAACUGUACAACCUAGCUGGGGACUACGCCACCGUGAUCUCAUGCCUGGCCCAGGCUCUCGGAAACAGCAUCUCGCAACCGACACCCGACGAUAAGGCGCGCACGGUGGAGAAGACGGCUGGCGACAUUCUGAGGCAUUAUCAGAGGACGAAUAGGGCUGCCGGGAAGGAUAGGGAUGCCGUUGUGCGGUUACUGAGGGUUAGAGAUGCUCUGGAUGCGAAGGCUGCAGGAAGGCCCGAGCUGGCGUUGGAGAUUAUGGAAGGGACUGAUUUGAUACCGCUUGAUGGGGACAUCUCGAAGACUACAAGACGAGCAGAAGAGUUCAAAGAUCUCCACGAGUCCCUACAGAGAAAUCUACAAGUGUACUUACCGCUCACAAUGGAUGCGUUGGCAGGCGUGCAUCAGCGCGUCAAAGCAUCCAUUAUCGCGGAUUCUACAAGACAGAUGACGCUCGCAGCUUUGAGGAAGAAAUCAAGAUCACUUAUGGUCUUUGCGGGUAUAUUGAAAUACCGCAUGUCCCCGGACGUGUAUUCGUACCUCGCACGUCUCGAUGUAGAGAUCGCGCUUUGA